AUGUCACAGGAGGUUGGACCUGGUCCAGUUCAUCCCUCCUUGGACAGCUAGGUGUCUCCCCAAUACUAGGGACUCACCAUAUUGGUGCUGGACCUAGUUCAGAAAUCCAAUUGGUUUAAGCUAGCUAGCUCUACUGCAACCAAGAACUCCUGAAUUCAAGUGAUACAUCAGGCUUAAACUUCCCAGUAACCGUCAGUUGAUGGGCAUCCCCGUUAGGUUUCUGCUUUGUUUUGUGUUUUAACUUUGAAUCUCCUUCCCUGCUUUGGGAUCAGGAAGUGGGCUUCAUAACGUUCUUUCUACCAAACUAGACUUAUCAGAUACUGUUUUACUUCCUUCGACUUCUUGUAGGUGGGGGUGUCGGGUAAUUCAUGUGGUUUCUCUAGAAAUGUUUAGACAAUUGGAGGAAAUUCUGUCAUCAGGACUAGAGCAUGCUGGGUACUCGACUAUAGAGGACACCUCCCAGCCAGGCAUUCAAAAAGGUCCUAUUGGAGUUGGUUGUUUUUCUUUCCCCCUCCUGCCAGGUGCUCCGCUCUCUCCCCAAGAGACUAUCUGAUGGAAAUGUGGCUUUUCAGUGCUUGGGACCUGUUGGCUUUCUUGACCCUGCUCAGCUCUACAGCAGGAGAAGAGCUAUUUGAUGUGACAGUGUGGCCGGAGUGGCCCACCGUUGAGGCUGGCCAUGCCCUGUGGAUCAACUGUAGCACCAAUUGCACACACCCUGAAAAAGGAGGCAUUGAGACCCGUAACAUAAACAAGGCUGUGUGGAAAGAAGAGACUCACUGGAAGGCGUUUUACUUAGCAGAUAUCGCCCAGGAUUCCCACAUCAUUUGUUACUUCACCUGCUCUGGCACUCAAAAGAAGAAGUCUGCCAAUAUCACCGUAUACCGGCCACCAGAGCAGGUGAUAUUCAACCUGCAGCCUGCUUGGGUGAUUGUGGGUAAGAAUUUCACCCUGACAUGCCAUGUGCCUAACGUAGGCCCACUGGAAAACCUCACACUCACUUUGCUCCAAGGCACCGAGAUGCUACACCGCCAGACCUUUAAGACUGUGUCUAAGGUUCUGCAAGAUGCCUGGCUUGUUUUCAACGUCACUGCUCGAAAGGAAGAUGACAAGAGUAACUUCUCUUGCUAUGCAGAGCUGGAUCUCAGACCACAUAGCGAGCACUUCUUCAAUGCCAGUUCAGCCCUCAAGAUGCUGGAGAUAUUUGAACCCUCCCAGAACAACCAGAUGCUCAUCACUAUCAUCAUCACAACUCUGCUGCUGCUGAUAUUUGUGGUCACAGUCUGCCUGUGUUUUGUUUAUGGGCAACACUGGCGUAAACAGCGAACUGGGGGAUAUGGGGUACUUGCUGCCUGGAGGAUCCACAGAAACAGAUGUGUAUGACCCAGAGUGACUACAAGGACCAGAGGGAUGAGGGAUACCUUGCUGUCACGGGUCAUCUAUAACUUCUAUAUAGCUUAGUGAGUGGUGAGAAGCAAAAGGAUGUAAAUGUGUGUGUGUGUGUGUGUGUGGAUGAGAGAGAGAGAGAGAGAGAGAGAGAGAGAGAGAGAGAGAGAGAGAGAGAGAGAGAGAGAGAGAGAGAGAGAGAGAGAGUUUGGAAGGACCCAUCUUUCCCAGAAAGACCUUAGGACAGACAGUGAUGGUGAACCUUUUAGAGACCAAGUGCCCAACCUGCAACCCUCAUGCUGCAAGUGAGUGCCUCCUUGCCCCAGACAGGGGAGGGAGGAAGCACUCCCAUUGGGCUGCUGGGCAGAGGAUGGGUGAUGUGAGGAAAGUCCUCAGGUGUGGUGGAGAGGGGGAAGGGGAGCAGUCCCCUUUGGCACACAUGCCAUAGGUUUGCCAACAUGGCCUUAGGAUAUGAGUCGAAAUCCAUAUUCCCAAUCUUGAUUUAUGGUUUAAUUGUUUUCUUUAGAGAUUAAAAUCUACAAAUAGAAUGUA
Monodelphis domestica (gray short-tailed opossum) is the source of this 1935-nucleotide messenger RNA. RefSeq names its product intercellular adhesion molecule 2 (gene ICAM2). Gene Ontology annotation, molecular function: integrin binding. NCBI's taxonomy places the organism in Eukaryota, Metazoa, Chordata, Mammalia, Didelphimorphia, Didelphidae. Gene Ontology annotation, cellular component: plasma membrane. The record is from RefSeq and is a predicted model, not a curated record. Gene Ontology annotation, biological process: cell-cell adhesion.